Fusarium proliferatum ET1 is the source of this 1338-nucleotide messenger RNA. RefSeq names its product putative molecular chaperone distantly related to HSP70-fold metalloproteases. The transcript has a single exon. Gene Ontology annotation, molecular function: ATP binding; phosphotransferase activity, alcohol group as acceptor. Gene Ontology annotation, biological process: amino sugar metabolic process; peptidoglycan turnover. NCBI's taxonomy places the organism in Eukaryota, Fungi, Ascomycota, Sordariomycetes, Hypocreales, Nectriaceae. The record is from RefSeq and is a predicted model, not a curated record. Bases 1 to 1338 code for a protein of 445 amino acids.
AUGGGAUCUACUGAAGGUCUUGUCCCGGCCGCUCACGCGCCUCUGGACAUUACCGUGUUGGGCUUAAACUCUGGCACGUCCAUGGACGGUAUUGAUUGCGCCUUGUGUCGCUUUCGUCAAGCCUCACCAAAUGCACCGAUGCAUCUCGAGCUCUUGAAGUACGACGAGAUUCCUCUUGAACAGACCAUCAAGAAAAGGGUGAUGCGCAUGAUCCUCCACAACAAUACCACACCCGAGGAACUAUCAGAGGUUAAUGUCCUGCUUGGCGAGACAUUCUCAGAUGCUGUUAUGCAAUUCUCACAGAAACACGGUAUUCCACUGUCAUCCAUUGAUGCCAUCGGCUCUCAUGGCCAGACCAUCUGGUUGCUCAGUAUCCCGGAGAAGGGGCAAACCAAAUCUGCCUUGACCAUGGCAGAGGGUUGCUUUAUUGCUUCUAGAACUGGAAUUACUACGGUUACUGAUUUCCGUGUCUCGGAUCAGGCCGCUGGUCGUCAGGGAGCUCCUCUCAUCGGCUUCUUCGACUCUCUGCUUCUUCACCACCCCACCAAGUUUCGAGCCUGCCAAAACAUUGGCGGCAUUGCAAAUGUUUGUUUCAUCCCGCCUGAUGUCGAUGGUGCAUUGAAUACUGAAUUCUUUGACUUUGAUACUGGACCUGGCAAUGUUUUUAUCGAUGCGGCGGUGCGGUUCUUUACAGAUGGCGAGAAGGAGUACGACAAAGACGGUGAAAUGGGUCGAGCUGGAGAGGUGGACCAGCAGAUGGUCGAUGAGUUCCUGCAAACUCAUCCCUACUUUGCUCUCGAUCCGCCCAAGACGACGGGUAGGGAAGUCUUCAGAGAUACGAUUGCACACAACUUAAUCGAUCACGGCCUCGAGAAGGGAAUGUCCCCAAAUGAUAUUGUGGCCACCAUCACGCGUAUUACCGCUCAGGCUAUUGUGCAGCACUACAAGAGAUACAUGCCAACCCAGUACGGUCCGCUAGCAGAAAUAUACAUGUGCGGCGGCGGAGCGCGAAACCCCAACAUCAUAGAGUAUAUGCAGAACGCCUUCCCUGACACUAGAAUCACCAUGCUUGACGAGGCUGGUAUCCCAUCAGAUGCCAAGGAAGCUAUCACAUUUGCCUGGCAGGGGAUGGAGGCUGUGGUCGGGCGAAGUAUCCCUGUUCCUUCACGCGUCGAGACCAGAAGAGAGUAUAUCCUUGGCAAGGUAAGCCCAGGCAAAAACUAUCGCAAACUCUUGAAGAAGGGAAUGAGCUUUGGGGGUGAUUUGGAGUAUCUGCCACCUGUUAAAGAGCUUGUUAAUUAUGUUGGCGGUCAAGUCUUUAGUACUAUAAAGCAAUAG